This is a messenger RNA of Ustilaginoidea virens, 399 nucleotides long. RefSeq lists its product as uncharacterized. Gene Ontology annotation, biological process: nucleotide metabolic process. The transcript has 6 exons. Bases 1 to 399 code for a protein of 132 amino acids. The record is from RefSeq and is a predicted model, not a curated record. Gene Ontology annotation, molecular function: catalytic activity. Lineage: Eukaryota; Fungi; Ascomycota; Sordariomycetes; Hypocreales; Clavicipitaceae.
AUGAACUGCAUCUUCUGUCGCAUCGUCAAAGGCGAAAUCCCCUCCUUGAAGCUCUUUGAAAGCGACAAGACGUUGGCCUUCCUAGACAUCGGGCCACUGAGCAAGGGUCAUGCUCUUGUCAUCCCUAAAUACCAUGGUGCCAAACUCCAAGACAUCCCUGAUGAUCAGCUCACUGAAGUACUGCCCACGUUGAAGAGGCUUGUUAAAGCCACGGGAGCGACAGACUAUAACAUCUUGCAGAAUAAUGGCACCAUUGCGCAUCAGGAAGUUCAUCAUGUGCAUUUCCACAUGAUUCCAAAGCCAAACGAAGAGGAAGGGCUUGGCAUCAAAUGGCCCUCUCGAGCAGGCGAAAUGGAUAAACUCAAGUCGCUUUGUGAGGAUAUUAAAUCCAGGAUGUAG